AUGAAGUCUCCCAAGGUCAAGACGAGUGCCAACAACACUGGUGGACCUCGCCAGGUUCAUUUCAAGGAGGGCAGCAGCCACAGCUCUGACAACCACGAAGACGAGGAGCCUGUACCCGGCGUCUUCCUUCACACAUCCUCCAACCCUUCUGCCUCGGUCAAUCUUGGUUACAACUUUCCACCUUCAACACCUUUCGGCCAGGUCCCUCCUCAGCCAACCUACGGCCCUUUCAUCCCCCAAACUUCGACCCAUCCCGCCUUCGCUGCUGAGGCGAACGCUUUCGCACCUUUUGGAAAAUUCAAUCCGUUUGGUCUUCAAGCUCCUGCCUACGUCAACAUGGCCGACUACCAGAACGUCGCUCCGCCUGCCGGAGGUCUUCACUUCCAGCCGCCGGUCCCUGACACUUCUCACGGCGUCAUGCAGCACGUCUACGUGCCUCGCUUUGACAACGGCGCGCCUCCUCACCCUGGCUAUGCUUACCAUCAGCCGCCCCCCAACAACGUCACCUACAUCGGCCAAGCUCCUCCCACCAACCCUCCCGUCAUGAUCGCCCAGCAGCCUAUAAUGCAGCCUGGAAUGGCCAUGCAGAACCCGCCCAUCAUGCUCCAGGGCCCUCCCCAAGUCAUGAACGGCGCCCCCAUGUUCCAGGGUCCUCCCCCUAUGGGCAUGAACAUGCCCCCCAACAUGGGCGGUGGCAGCGGUCCCGUCUUUGCAGGUAAUGGUGGUUUUCCUCCUGAUGUCACUGGCUUUGGAAAGACGGCUGGCGAGAUAGCCAUGGAACAGGCGCAGUUCGCCUACGCCAAUGGCUUGUUUGAGCCUCAGGACUUCAAGCCUGCUGAUGACGACCCGUCUCGUUAUUAUCCUGUUCGCGAGGUUGACGGUAAUUGGACCCAGCGCAACCGUUUUACUAUUGACAACCUCGGCGAUUGUCGCUGGUAUGUCACUAACGAGGGCUUUUUCUACGCCUUCAUUCGGACGCCCCCGGACGACUUCCCAACUAGACUUCCAGUCUUCGAGAACUGCCUCGCGUUCUCAUAA
Molecule: messenger RNA, 1038 nt
Organism: Colletotrichum aenigma
Lineage: Eukaryota; Fungi; Ascomycota; Sordariomycetes; Glomerellales; Glomerellaceae
Exons: 5
Coding region: 1-1038 (345 amino acids)
Source: RefSeq, a predicted model, not a curated record